ACAAAUACCCACUGUAUAUGAUAUAUUCCUUUUUGCCUUCCAGCAGCACAGAAGCAGGCGGUCGCUGCAGUGACUGCACAGCGGUGGGGCCGCGGUCUCUGCGCCCUGAGUAGAGGGGGCUGGCUCUCCUUGAUUGAAUCCAGCUGUUGUGAAAGUGCUCAGAAGGGGCCCGUACACUUACUGCUGCAUAAUCUACAGAGCCGACGGAGUGGAGCAGAAAGGGAACAGGAACAGUCCAUUUUGGAAAGGCAUUUCUUCAACACUUGGUCAAUGUACCGAAGAUUCAGCUCAACCAGACAGCGGUUAAUGAAAACCUGGUGUCUGCUUUCGCGUAAAGGGGCAUAGUUGGAGGGGGGCGGUGAGAGCCCUGUGAAGUGGUGGAGGGAUUUGGGGAGAAUUUACGGGUCAUCUGAAUCUUUCCUUUGCGAGUUCAAUAGAAACGAUAAACCAUGACGUCUGAAAUACGUGGCAUCAGGUUUUACUCUUCUGCAAGCAUGUUGGCAGCUCUGAUGUAUGUUCUGCUUCGUAUCCAGCCUGGACACGGACAGACGUGCACGGAAGGGUUCGUUUACGACCGCAGGGCAAGGCAGUGUCGAGAUGUGGAUGAGUGCCGUUCUCUGCCAGAUGCUUGUCGAGGCGACAUGCAGUGUGUGAAUCGGAACGGCGGCUACCUGUGCAUGCCAAGAAGUUUGUUAAACCCGCAGCAGCACAGACCGGUGACCCCUGUUCUACCUGAACCUGACCCUCCAGUCCUGCCUGAGCCAGUAUACCCGGAUCUAUCACUUGGAUUUCCAGAUACCUUCCUCCCAUCUCUUCCGAGACCUGUUGAGCCCAGUUACCCCAGAGUGAGGAGCACUGUUCAGUGCAUCCUCGGAUAUACUGUAGCCGAAGAUGGCACCUGCAAUGACAUUGAUGAAUGUGCAACAAACUCUCACUACUGUAACCCCACACAAGUCUGCAUCAACACAGCGGGUGGCUACACCUGCUCCUGCACUGAAGGGUACUGGUUCAUUGGUGGGCAGUGUCAGGACAUUGAUGAGUGUCGCUAUGGUUACUGCCAACAGCUGUGUGCCAACGUGCCCGGCUCUUAUUCUUGCUCCUGUAACUCGGGCUUCAUCCUCAACUCAGACAGCAGAACGUGUCAAGAUGUGGACGAGUGUGAAGAUGAACCUUGCGGUCACGGCUGCAUCAACACCUAUGGAACCUUUAUGUGCAACUGUAAUGAGGGAUUUGAGCUGGCAUCUGAUGGGGCAUCAUGUAUCGACUUGGAUGAGUGCAGCUUCUCUGAGUUUUUGUGUCAGCACAGAUGUGUGAACACACCCGGUUCUUUCUCCUGCAUCUGUCCCCCUGGAUAUUACCUCUAUGAGGACAGCAGGAGCUGUGAAGAUAUCAAUGAAUGUGACACUGGUAACAACACCUGUACAACAGCACAAGUAUGUUUCAAUUUCCAGGGAAGUUAUACAUGCCUGGAUCCUUUACAGUGUUCACCUCCUUACAUCGAAAUCGGUGACAAUCAGUGCAUGUGUUCGGCUGAGAACCCUGCCUGCAGGGACAAACCUUUCACCAUUCUGUACCGACACAUGGACUUGUCGUCGGGGCGCAGUGUGCCUGCGGACAUUUUCCAGAUGCAGGCCACAGCGCGCUACCCUGGCGCCUUCUACAUAUUCCAGAUAAAAUCAGGCAAUGACGGGCGAGAAUUUUACAUGAGGCAAACCAGUAACAUGAGCGCCACGCUGGUGCUGUCACGGCCAGUCAAGGGUCCCAGAGAGGUGGUGCUGGACCUGGAGAUGGUCACCGUCAAUAACGUCAUCAACUUCCGGGGAAGCUCCAUCAUACGCCUGAUGAUAUUUGUGUCAGAGCACCCGUUCUGAACGCUCCUCACGGUCAUGAUCUUAGAUGCUUCAUCACCUUUAAAAACAAAAAACAAAAAAAAUGACUUCAUCCUUAAUAAAGACUCGGCCAAGAUGAGCUGACGGGAAAACGUCCGUGUUUGAUUUCCACGCCCGGGUUUAAUGGACACUGAGCUUUUAUGGCUGUGGGAUGGACUUUCUACACACACACACACAGAUCUUCAUGGUGUACAAUUUCUGUCGUUCUGUUUUAAGACAUUUAUUUGAACGUUAUUGAAAUACGUCCCAGUGAAGCUGUGAAAGUGACUUUUAAUUCAAACAUGAGAUAUAAGAGCUGUCAUUUCAUCCUGUUUUUUUUUUGUUUUUUUUAUGACACAGGUGCAGAUCCUGUUAUCUGAAGUGUAAUUGUGCAUUUUCAGUGGCAACAUGUGAAGUGAUGUAACAACCACCCAUUAACUGAAUUAUUGAUCACCGUCUCUGUUAGACCAAUAAAUGUCUACAUCACACAGUU
Messenger RNA from Thalassophryne amazonica, 2361 nucleotides. RefSeq names its product fibulin 5 (gene fbln5). The coding region runs from base 450 to 1871 and encodes 473 amino acids. The transcript is spliced from 11 exons. The record is from RefSeq and is a predicted model, not a curated record. Lineage: Eukaryota; Metazoa; Chordata; Actinopteri; Batrachoidiformes; Batrachoididae. Gene Ontology annotation, molecular function: calcium ion binding.